Messenger RNA from Gossypium arboreum, 369 nucleotides. RefSeq lists its product as uncharacterized. The record is from RefSeq and is a predicted model, not a curated record. The transcript has 2 exons. Bases 1 to 369 code for a protein of 122 amino acids. Gene Ontology annotation, molecular function: fatty acid binding. Lineage: Eukaryota; Viridiplantae; Streptophyta; Magnoliopsida; Malvales; Malvaceae. Gene Ontology annotation, biological process: systemic acquired resistance.
AUGGAAACUCCGGUGAAGUACAUGUGCAUUCUCGUGUUUGUUGUGAGUAUGACUAUUGCAGGGUUCAAUGGAGUGUAUGGAACUAGUAAUUAUUAUGGUCCCUGUGGAAAACAUGACAUCGAGAAGGAGGCUCAGAAGCUGGCUCCAUGUACAUACGCAGCUAAAUAUUUCAGAGCUCCUGUUUCCGAGCGUUGCUGCACUAUAAUGGAGAAAAAGCUCAGCAAUCCAAGCUGCCUUUGUGCUAUUUUGCAAUCUCGUACGGCAUACAAUGCAGGAGUGAGGCCAGAAGUUGCGGUCACCAUUCCAAAACGCUGCAACAUUGCUGUUCGUCCUGUCGGUCACAAGUGUGGAGCUUUCCCGUUUGUUUAA